This is a messenger RNA of Amphibalanus amphitrite, 1076 nucleotides long. Its product is annotated as myogenic-determination protein-like. The record is from RefSeq and is a predicted model, not a curated record. The transcript has 2 exons. NCBI's taxonomy places the organism in Eukaryota, Metazoa, Arthropoda, Thecostraca, Balanomorpha, Balanidae. Gene Ontology annotation, molecular function: protein dimerization activity. The coding region runs from base 130 to 885 and encodes 251 amino acids.
GGCACAGGGCGCUAGCACCGGGAGACCGCAGUUGUGCGUCGGGCGCUAACACUAGACCACCUCCCGUUGGAGGUCUCUCGGCGCAUCGGUACCUCUGCAGAGAACUUUACUUUGACAAUCUAAAUAGAGAUGUCAGUUUUGCACCCGGACAGUCCCGACAGCGGUAUUCUACUGGACGAAGGAGACGGCUACCGGACGCAUCUUUCCGAGACUGUACGGUACGGAGACCGUAAGACCGUCGUACGGAUGACGUCACACCUGUCGGCGGAAGCGGCGGACCGCGUCACGCACCGCGGAGAUUACGUCGCAACUGCGCCAGGAAAUUGCUACACUGCAAUGAAGAGAGAGUCAUCUCCCAGUGGCUACACAGCGUUACCCUACUGCUCGCCAGCGUAUACCGGUGAAACCUACUACCUCCCCGGCACACCAGAUUCCCCUACACACACAGAGUAUUACACUCGUGUGGUAGAAUCCCCUACAACCAGCUCCUACGCCAGCCCUGUGGCGAAUUCCCCAACAACCUCGCACUGUGCUCAGUCGAGGGUGAACCCCUCUUCACCUCUCCCCAGUCCUCUCUCCUGUGCCUCCUCUCCCUCUCCUUCCUCCCCCACUCUACCCAGCCAGCCCCUCAAAUCCAAACCUCUGGCUCCUUCCGGGGCUCCUCAAUCGAAGAAGAAACGCCCCGCACCGGCGAGCGACGAAGUGUGGCGCAGAAGACGCGAGGGAGCCAACUGCCGCGAGAGGCGGCGCAUGCAGCGGUUGAACGAGGCGUUUGAUCUGCUACGGGAGCACCUUCCUUCAGGAUCUGACUGCCCGCUGUCCAAACAUGAGACUCUUCAAAUGGCCAUGGAGUAUAUAGCCGCCCUGCAAGACCAGCUCUCCUAAUACCGCUAGCUUUGAGCGGUGAUUACCACGCAUGGAAAUGUGGAGCAAAUACUCAAACGGCUGUGGCUAGUUUAGUGUUGUGUUUUGAUGUUUAUUUGCGCGACUUUCGAAAUGUUUUGAUUGGCGUGCUUGAUGAAGUGUCGGAUUGUUCCUAUUGCAAUAAUACAUUGCUCAAUAUGUGAGCGAUGAAA